This is a messenger RNA of Sarcophilus harrisii (Tasmanian devil), 1976 nucleotides long. It is a transcript of the gene SLC25A39, whose product is annotated as solute carrier family 25 member 39. The transcript is spliced from 12 exons. The record is from RefSeq and is a predicted model, not a curated record. Gene Ontology annotation, biological process: mitochondrial transmembrane transport. Lineage: Eukaryota; Metazoa; Chordata; Mammalia; Dasyuromorphia; Dasyuridae. Bases 498 to 1556 code for a protein of 352 amino acids.
CCUGCCUCCAGGCUUGGGGGGGAGCUUUCUGCCUCAGUCUCCUCUGUGUGAGACGGGACAGAGCUAGGGGUUUGUGAGGAGGGCAGCAGAUGUACGCGUGAAGUGCUUAGCGCUGCGCCCGGGACACAGCGAGCGCCUGCUUGUUCCCUUGCUUGCAGGCGCCCCGCGGCUUCGGACAGGUUAUUGCACAUCUGAGCCUCCGUCUCUACUCUGUAGAAUCCAGGGUGUUGGUCUCCGUGACCUCUGAAGUCUCCGUUAUAGAUUUAGGAUCUUUUUUCUGGACCUCUCCCCCUCUCUUACUUCGCCCCAGAAGCUGACAGGGUGCGGGGCAGGAGAGGAUUGCUGAGCAAAUCGCAGACACUUAGCCUGGUUUCAUUCCUGUUUCAUUGUAUCUUCCACCCCCUUUGCUGCAAUAUAAAUGCUUGCGUUUUGGGGAGAAGGAAGGAACAUCUGGCAGACCCGGGAUGGUAUCAGGGUCGUAGGCAAGAGACGGUAUAAUGGCAGAGAAGGCACCUGGGGGCAUUAGCCCCCUGCAGCAGAUGGUGGCAUCAGGCACAGGGGCCCUUGUUACCUCCAUUUUCAUGACCCCACUGGAUGUGGUAAAGGUCCGACUACAGUCCCAGCGCCCUUCUCCCAUCAGUGGGCUGGCACAGUCUCAGGGAUCCUGGAGCAUCCCCUAUACUAAAUGGAAGUGUAUGCUUUACUGCAAUGGCAUUCUUGAGCCGCUCUAUUUGUGUCAGAAUGGUUCUCGAUGUGCCAUCUGGUACCACCAGCCCACCUACUUCACAGGCACCAUGGACGCCUUUGUGAAGAUUACUCGGCACGAGGGUGCCAGGACCCUGUGGAGUGGUCUCCCUGCAACUCUAGUGAUGACAGUGCCUGCCACCGCCAUUUACUUUACCACCUAUGACCAGCUCAAGGCUUUCUUAUGCAGCCGAGCCAUGACUUCUGACCUCUACGCCCCCAUGGUAGCUGGAGCAUUGGCCCGAUUGGGCACCGUGACUGUGAUCAGCCCCUUGGAGCUGGUGAGAACAAAGCUUCAGGCUCAGCAUCUGUCCUACCGUGAGCUGGGGGCCUGCGUCAGGGCAGCUGUGUCCCAGGGCGGCUGGCGCUCUCUAUGGCUUGGCUGGGGUGCCACUGCAUUGAGGGAUGUUCCUUUUUCAGCCCUGUACUGGUUUAACUAUGAGUUAGUGAAGACGUGGCUCUGUAAGAUGGCAGCCAAGGACCAGACUUCAGUCAGUAUCAGCUUUGUGGCUGGAGCUUUCUCAGGAACUGUGGCUGCUGUGCUCACACUGCCUUUUGAUGUGGUGAAAACUCAGCGUCAGAUGGAGCUGGGAAGUAUGGGAGCCUUGAGAGUGACAUCCCCACGUUCCCCUUCUACCUGGCUGCUGCUUCGACGGAUCCAAGCUGAGUCUGGGGCCCGAGGACUCUUUGCAGGCUUCCUCCCACGGAUCAUUAAAGCAGCCCCCUCUUGUGCCAUCAUGAUCAGCACCUAUGAAUUUAGCAAAAAUUUUUUCCAGAGACUGAACCUGGAAAAACGCCCUCGGGGACCCUGAGGGGAGACUGACAGAGAUAGAUGGAAGAUACCAACAUCCAGGGUCUCCUGAGGAGACCAGCUAUGGCCCUCAGCAGGAAGAGGGGACUAAUACAAACUUUCCUUAUUAUGGGGGCUAUGGGGCAGAGUGUCAUCCUUUGCUCUGUAUGGCUGAGGGUGAGUGAGAUGCCCACUCAUCUUCCCUCCUACCUGGCAAUACUAGGGCACCAUGCAGGGAACAAAAUUCCUCUCUUCCUCUGUGUUUUCUCCCCACUUUCCUACAGACCAAAUGCCCCCAGCUCUUGGUUCACCCCUUCUUCCUCAAAAACAGAAUCUGUUGUCCCUUUGUUUUUCCCUCUGAAUUUCCAUCCCAGCCCCUGGUCCUGCGUUGUCUUAAUCUCCUUGUUGAAUCCUUUAGAUCCAAAGAUGAUGCUUUGCUGUA